AUGGGUGUCUGUUGUUCUAGACGUAACGGUAAAAGUGUAGAAGACGCUAAGUUUCGUUAUAUUGAUGGUAGAAGGUAUCAUAAUAUCUCUGAAUCAGAGUAUAUUGGUGCAAAUGAUGAAGAGGAGGCUAAUCGUUUAAUACAAUAUCAUGAAGUGAUAAAAAUUGUUUGGGAAGGAUUAUACCAUUCACCUAUUGAAAAUAAAUUAGAAAAUGGAGCCAAUGUUAUCGAUAUUGGAUGUGGUGCAGGCAUAUGGUUAUUGGAAAUGGCGCAAAAAUAUCCCAAUUCUCAUUUUGUAGGAAUAGAUUUCUCGCCAAUUUUUCCAACAGAAGGUCUCCCUAAAAAUUUAAAAUUCAUCAAUUGUAAUUUUCUGGAUGGAGUACCUUUCGAAGACUCUUAUUUUGAUUUUGCACAUCAAAAAUUUAUGGCCGCAGCAUUCACAAAAGUACAAUGGAAAGAAAAAGUUAUUCCUGAGUUGUUACGGAUAACCAAAUCAGGCGGAUGGAUUGAAUUUACGGAAGCUGAACUAAUUAGGUCUAAUGGAACAAAUAUGCAACGUAUUGUAAAAGGCAUGAAGAAAUUCUUCGAAGAAAAAGAUCUGGUAUGCGUAAUGAAAGGAUCCCUCUCUCAUCUACUGGAAGAUACCAAUGCUUUUUCAGAAAUUAGAAAUGAGCAAAAAACUAUUACUUUAGGUAAAAAAGGUGAUUAUAUUGGUCAAGAGACACUAAAGUUUUAUAUGCGCGCAAUAACUAGUGGACGAAUCAUUUUGUCUUCCUUUAUGGAUGUUAUGCCCGAGCAUUUUGAUGCACUCGCAGAAACGGCCUUUAUUGAAACAGAAAAUUCUGAUACAUUUGGUGACCAAUUGCGAAUUUGCUGUCAUAAACUUUAG
Molecule: messenger RNA, 888 nt
Organism: Ambispora leptoticha
Lineage: Eukaryota; Fungi; Glomeromycota; Glomeromycetes; Archaeosporales; Ambisporaceae
Source: the annotation of a GenBank genome assembly